This is a messenger RNA of Hippocampus zosterae (dwarf seahorse), 1518 nucleotides long. It is a transcript of the gene pkdc, whose product is annotated as protein kinase-like domain containing. Lineage: Eukaryota; Metazoa; Chordata; Actinopteri; Syngnathiformes; Syngnathidae. The record is from RefSeq and is a predicted model, not a curated record. Bases 303 to 1271 code for a protein of 322 amino acids. The transcript is spliced from 2 exons.
UCCCAAUGGACUUGCCGUACAACUUUCGCUUUGCCCAGUUCUGGACUGGAGUCCGCAACGCGGAAUUUCAUUUGAGAAGGGAUACGUCAAAUUACUGUUUUCUUCAUAAAGUCUACGUGUCGUGUCAAACUUAAAGAGCCGACAAAAGUUACGUGAUGAAGCACGGGAUUUAACUUGGUUUCGCGCUUUCGCAAAAGCGUAGCGAGGCAGCCUGCAAGCAGAGCUAGGCCAAGUGGAUUCGUCGUGCGACGUCCGCAUUUGUUUUAAUUCCUACCCGUUUUGAUACUCAACAGUGAUCGUAAAUGAAACCAGAGCACCGGGACGCGGUCCUGCGGGCGUGCGGCGCUUCGUCGCUGCGUGUGGGUGCAAAGAUUCAGACGCUGUGGAGCGGCUACGGCGAGAUCGUCCGCCUGCACCUGGAAGGCUGUGAGCGGCCAUCGGUGGUCGUCAAGCACAUAAAAUUUCCCUCGAAGGGGGCCGGGCACGCCGCCGCCGACCCCGCCGCCCAUCGCUCCCACAUGAGGAAGGUGAGGUCCUACGAGGUGGAGACCCACUGGUACCAGAACUACGCCACCAAUUCCAAGUGUAGGAUACCCGCCUGUCUCGCCGCUUGUUCCCAUGGAGACGAGAUGCUAAUCGUGCUGGAAGACCUGGAUGUGGCUGGUUAUGACCAAAGAAGAACCAACGUGAAAGAUUAUGAGAUGAGAGCGUGCCUCAGUUGGCUGGCCCACUUCCAUGCUCACUUCCUGGGGGUAGCCCCGCAGGGCCUGUGGCCAAUCGGCACCUAUUGGCACCUGAAGACGCGCCCGGAUGAGCUGGAGGCCAUGGACGACGCCAGGCUGAAGGCUGCGGCCGGCGCCGUGGAUGAGGCGCUUAAUAGCUGCCGCUUCCUUACCAUCGUGCAUGGCGAUGCCAAGCUUGCCAACUUCUGCUUCUCCUCUGACGGACGGGAUGUGGCGGCCGUGGACUUUCAGUAUGUCGGCGGUGGCUGCGGGAUGAAAGAUGUGGCAUACUUCCUAGGAAGCUGCCUUGAAGAAAGGGAGUGUGACAAGAUGGUGCCGGGCCUGCUGGAUCACUACUUUUCUGAGUUAAAGCAUGUCGUGAGCGCCCAGGUUGACUUUGCGGCGUUGGAGAAGGAGUGGAGGGAAAUGUUCGCCUUUGCGUGGACUGAUUUCCGCCGGUUCCUGCUGGGGUGGAUGCCAGGUCAUUGGAAGAUCGACCGCUACAACAAGAGGCUGGCCGACGAGGUUCUGAUCAAACUCAAGCUUUGAACGUAACAAAAGCAUCAGCUCGAACCUUUUUAUCUAUACAGCACUCCCAAAAAGUUGGAUCAUUGGGUUUUUGUGUCCAGUAUUUAAAAAAAAGCCCACAUCCCUAACUUUUAAUGGAUUGCCUAAUGAUCACAGGUAGAAAAGUACUCAUUUCAACACCUUCUUUCACUUCCAGAUUGAAAAAAAUGGAGAUUAAUUUUCUCUGCACGCACUGUGAAUGAUACAAAAUACAAAUCACAUACAUUUA